UAAGAACUGAUUGUACUCUCAAUAUGACCAAACUGGUGUUUCUAGUAGCUGCCUGGGUAACUAUUGUUGUCCCUUUGGCAUCUUCCGAUGUGGCUGAGAAUGACCCUUUUCGUGGACUGGCGCCUUCAUAUUCUGACUCAAAAAACACUGCUCCGGUCUUAACCGUAUCCAAACCAGUGACCUACUCGCCAAAAGAAAUAUCCUACUUCAGAGACUCCACCAACGAGAACGGGGCCCUUCAAAACAGUCCUGCACCUGUUCCUGUACGCCCCGUGUACCCAACCACUGUGAGACCCCCAGUGCCAACAUUUAGCCUAGGAGAUGAUGUGAUCAAUAGAAACUCUGGGAGAUACUAUGAAAACAACUACCCGAGAAAGUAUCAAGAUGAAGGCUUCAUCAGAGGUAAACAAUAUUUCCAUAAUACAAGGGACGGAAGUUAUAAUGGUUUUCGCCAAUACGAUAACUUCAGGGCGGAACCCUACAAUGCCAGAACUGAGAAUUUCUACAGGAACAUGGAUUUAAACGGAAACUACAAAUACUAUUUCCAAACAGAAAACAAUAUUGCCGCCGGGGAAGAAGGCGUCCUGAAAUACUACGAUGAAGAGCACGUCGGCCACGAUGUCAACGGAUAUUACGGGUUUUACACUCCCGAAGGUGUGUUGGUUCAUGUCCGAUACACCGCCGAUCAAAACGGUUUUCAACCAGUGGUCGAAUACAAAACCGAUCAUCUAUACCGCGGUGUUCAUCCAGAGGUCUACAAAAAAUAG
Phyllotreta striolata is the source of this 767-nucleotide messenger RNA. NCBI's taxonomy places the organism in Eukaryota, Metazoa, Arthropoda, Insecta, Coleoptera, Chrysomelidae. The record is from the annotation of a GenBank genome assembly.